Entelurus aequoreus (snake pipefish) is the source of this 2314-nucleotide messenger RNA. RefSeq lists its product as uncharacterized. The record is from RefSeq and is a predicted model, not a curated record. Bases 41 to 1033 code for a protein of 330 amino acids. NCBI's taxonomy places the organism in Eukaryota, Metazoa, Chordata, Actinopteri, Syngnathiformes, Syngnathidae. The transcript has a single exon.
UGGAGGAGCAUCUUGUUCUGUCUUCAAAGUCAGGGGAGUCAUGGCGCUUCACGCUGUCUUGCUCGGAGCGAUCUUACUUUGCGGAUUCCACCAAAGCCUGGCGGCCAGCAGCACGUGCGACGUCUACGCCGCGGUCGGAGAAGAUGUGGUUUUAGCGCUGAAUUAUACGCAGCUGGGCAGAACUGACCUGCUGUCAUGGACUCAGGAUAGCGUCCCGGUGUUCGUCAGAGACCACAGAGGAGUGCGUAUCGGGAAGCCACAAGACGUCUCUUUAAGUGGCUCUCUUUGGCUGAAUAACCUUAAACUCUCCAGUUCUGGCUUGUACGAGGGAAAGAAGUCCUACGCAAACGGUACCCUGCUGACAUUGUGGAGCGGUCGCCUAUGUGUGAUGGACAAGGUGUCCAAACCUCUCCUGAGGUACGUCUGUGACCACAAGUUUGGUUUUCUGAAUCUAAGCUGCCACGUGGCUACAGCACAGGAUUUACAAUUCUCAUGGAUCCUGAAUGGUUUUAGGAUAGCUGAUGCAAGGCAGCAAACUCUGAACAUGUCACUGCUAAAAAAUGCCGAUUGGGAUUUGACGUGUUUGGCGGAAAACAAGGUCAGCGCCAGGGAAAGUGACGCCGUCAGUCUGUCAGCCUGUCGAAAUCCACCAACGCAGGUUUUGCUUUGUUUCGCAUCCAAGACGGUCUUCGCCGUGUUGGCGGGGGCAGCGGCUCUCCUUCUCAUCCUGCUCGUGGUCUUCAUCGUAUUGUGUCACCAUCACAGACGAAGACGCCGCCACAACGCCAUCGGCAACAAACGGGAGCUCAGGAUGCUUUCCAUAAAACAGCACGAGUCCGUCAGUUCCGAGUAUGAAAUCAUGAACGUCCCUUCGGGCCCGGUUCCGGAGCCUCUGCCCAGAACUCGUCACCUGAGCGUUUCCGAAGCUGAAGGUCGGCUUGAAAGCAGCCUGUUGCAGCCGGACGACACUGCUGACAGACAACCCUCGCCGGUGCCAAAGCCAAGGACCAAGAGCCCCCAGACUCAGAACUAAAUCUGCGGCCUGCUAUGACAGAACACUGGAACUUGCUUUUUCUCCUGGUUUUUAGUCCGAUGGUCUCCUCGUGGUUAUGAACAUCCUGUGCCUGACUGUGUGUCAAAACAUGUGUAAUUCUUCCGACAAAUACACCACACGAUGGCGCUGUUAUUAAACCCCAAAGUUUCACCCCCCAUUUGUCGGAUGGACUCAAAAUUUCACACACAGCUCAAUGUCGCUGAAUCACCACAAAAUGUGGGACACAUCUUUAGGGGACUGAAAGAUGAGCAACAAAACUAUGGCCGCCAUCAAGCAAAACGUUUUUGAAUAGCAUGAGCUACACCAGGGGUCCCCAAAAUCUGGCCCGCGGGAAGUCCAUCCAUCCAUCCAUCCAUUUUCUACCGCUUGUCCAUCUCAGCUGUCCCAAGUAUGUGUAUAUAUGUAUGUAUGUGUAUGUAUAUAUACUGUAUAUAUGUAUGUGUGUAUAUAUAUAUAUUAGGGCUGUGAAUCUUUGGGUGUCCCACGAUUCGAUUCAAUAUCGAUUCUUGGGGUCACGAUUCGAUUCAAAAUCGAUUUUUUUUUUUUCAAUUCAACAUGAUUCUCGAUUCAAAAACGAUUUUUUUUCCCGAUUCAAAAGGAUUCUCUAUUCAUUCAAUACAUAGAUUUCAGCAGGAUCUACCCCAGUCUGCUGACAUGCAAGCAGAGUAGAUUUUUGUAAAAAGCUUUUAUAAUUGUAAAGGACAAUGUUUUAUCAACUGAUUGCAAUAAUGUAAAUUUGUUUUAACUAUUAAAUGAACCAAAAAUAUGACUUAUUUUAUCUUUGUGAAAAUAUUGGACACAGUGUGUUGUCAAGCUUAUGAGAUGCGAUGCAAGUGUAAGCCACUGUGACACUAUUGUUCUUUUUUUCUUAAUUUUCUAAAUGUCUAAUGAUAAUGUCAAUUAGGGAUUUUUAAUCACUACUAUGUUGAAAUUGUAACUAAUAUUGAUACUGUUGCUGAUAAUAUUCAUUUUUGUUUCACUACUUUUGGUUUGUUCUGUGUCGUGUUUGUGUCUCCUCUCAAUUGCUCUGUUUAUUGCAGUUCUGAGUGUUGCUGGGUCGGGUUUGGUUUUGGAAUUGGAUUGCAUUGUUAUGGUAUUGCUGUGUAUUGUUUUGUUGGAUUGAUUAAUUAAAAAAUCAAAAAUCAAAAUAAAAAAUAAAAAUUAUAAAAAAAAUUUAAAAAAUAAAUGUUUUAAAAAUGAGAAUCGAUUCUGAAUCGCACAACGUGAGAAUCGCGAUUCGAAUUCGAAUCGAUUUUUUCC